AUGCUGUCACAUCUCCGCUUCCACCGCCGGGGCACCUCCAAUCCCACCUCGCCUGUGCCAGAGAAUGGCCCAACGUGGGACAGCGCUGCGCUGCAGCCAAAGCAGCCGUCUCCCGACGAGGUCCCCGGUCCGGUGUCUGGUAAAGAAUCGCGAUAUUCUCUAGGCACAUCACAUGCGAGCCACGGCAAUGGGGCGACCACCUUUCCCUCACAGCCAAAUGUAGUGUCGCCACCACUACCGUCAUCUCGAGAGGUUCCUCCCACUCUACCGCCCAUCGCGCGGAUAGCUUCGCCACAGCCAAAUGCCCCGAUGCUAUCGCCAGAACAGGAACACAAGCUGCGCGAGGAUAGCAAGGCGUCGCAAAGGCCACCGUACAAUGAGAAAUCGGGCUUCCUAGGUGGAUUGGCUUUGCAGAACUACCAACGAGAACAACAGGAUGCCGCGAGGCCAGGCCCUGGUCGGAAUUCGGUCAGCUAUGGGAGAUCAAAUGCGUCUGCCGUGACAAGCCCGACGGACAGGAAUGCUUCAGUAUCUUUCCUCUCGCCAACAGAACAGUCUAGCAGUGGUACUAGUGGAAAGCGACAACAUGCUGCAAAGUUACAAAGUGACGCAAUGGGGGCCCCUGCCCAAAAUACUGUACCAGAACCAGUACGGGAUCGCAGAAGCAUACCUUUUCUCAAGAAUCCUAUAUCGAAUCUACUUUUAAGGAGGAAGACGAGUCAGAGUGUUCUCCCAGAGCUGUCACUACCGCUACGCCGAACUCGAGAGGAACCAUCAUACCAGCCUAUAAGGGGCACCAGAGUUCAUGAUUUCAGUGCGCCACGUCCUCGGAGAAUCGUCUCGAGCAACGAUGUUGCUUCUCUGGUUGGGGAAAAGCCAGUGGCAGAGGCCCGUCCACCUCCAAUACGGGAAACCGAAUCGCCUCCACAACCUGGGCCUCCGGUUCCUCCCAAGGACAAUCAGGCGCCCUCGGAUCGGACGUCUUCUUCUGUUCAUUCCAGAACCAUGUCUGUCGACGCCAAUGACUUUUCGAGCCAAAGCUCGAGACGGGGCAAGGACAGCGCCAGGAGACAAAGCUCGAUCCCAUCCUCCAUCUCUACUCUCUCACGGAACACGUCUGGAGUGUCCAGCAAGGGGAUCAAGUCCUCUAUUCCUAAACAUAUGAAGAGCACAUCCUCAAGGUUCAGCUUUGACAUGAUUGGAGCUGCAAGUGCAGAGAAAUUGCUCGAGGAGAAGCACCGGCAACGCCAACAAGAGAAACAAGCAGAGUCGCCCACAUCGAAACGGGACUCGCGAUUUGAUGAUUUCGACGAAGACAACUUUGAUUAUGAUGCCAUGGACUACGAUGAUGGACUCGAGGAAGCGAUUCCCGGUGUGAACUGCGACUAUUAUGAGGAAGAAGUGCCCGAGGUGGGACUUGAUCCAGACAACGACCAAGAGAACUUUGCCGGUUUUGUUUUUCAAAGAUCUGGCCCUGCGUCAUCUCUGGCCAGUCCUCUAACCACUGGACUGGUGCCGACACCAAGAGACAUGGACGGGAAUGUGAUCGGCUAUGCAAUGACCAAGGAAUCACCUGGUAUUAGUGGACUCUCCUCGACAGCAUCCAUCGGUGGAGAGACCCUCAGAUCUCCCGAAUCACCCAUGCUCGAAAGCCCAACUGGACUAGGCAUUCAAGGACUCGAUGCGAAGAUUGAGACGCCCGAGGAAGCACCACUCAAACAAGAACCGUCAUCUCAGGAUCCGAUGAUACCGAGACAUCUAGAUAAAGACGAUGAGCUCUACUUUGGAGGACAUGAUUUUGAGGGCGAGGGCGACGGUAAUGCGAUUGAUGAGUCACUCUUUGAUCUUGACGACACGGAUCAAUGGGGUAGGCCAAUCCCAGGCAUGUUUGCCAGCGCAUUAGCCCAAAAGAUGAACCGCCAAGAAGCUGCCAAAUCCGAGUCUGACGAUAUUACUCCCAAAAUAUCAGCGCAGCCUGAUGUAGGUGAGCCUCUGAGCCAGGAUUCUCUAAGUGCAGCUUUGCGUGAGAAACUGGGCGCAUUGGAAACCUACGAAGAAGAGGAUGAAGAGGACGAAGAGGACGAAGAAGAGGAAAAAGAGAAAGAAGAGAAGGAGACAAAACAUGACUGCGACGACAAGAUUGAGCAAGAGAAUAACGAGCUCGAGGGAGAGAAGGCGGAGGAGAUACUGAAAGAACCAUUGCCGCCGAUAUCCGAUUUACCUGAACUAAAUCAGGAUACAAUGCUGGCAACCCAAGCCGCACUGGCGGAGGCCGUCCAAAAAGCUGCCGACUCAGGAAAGUUUCGACGCGCUUCCACAACACCACCUCUGCCUGCCGAGUUGACUGUUACAUCCCCUACGACUAGUGGCUCGGCAGGGUCCAACCAGAAUAUCGACGACGCAUUUGGAGAUUAUGAUUACGAUGAUGAUUAUGGCAACGGCCUGGACGACUACGAACUUGACGAUGAUGCCAUCAUUGCCGAGGCCAAUGCGAGCGCACUGGCAAAUGACGACGAUGGUUGGUACGGCCAAGAAUUCGGCUUCUAUUCAACGCCCCUUUCCCAGACGCAGAGAGGAAGUAAUAUUUUCAACGAAGCUGAGACGUCCUAUGGUGGCUAUUUUGGACCUAGCGGUGUCAUGCGUUCAAAGUCGGGCCGUGUGGUGUCGAGAGAACCAAACUUGACUCCCAUCACUGAACGCUCCGAGUAUUCGAACCGGAAUUCUAUCAUGAGCAUGCCGAUUCCCAGCAGUGGCGGUCGGGAUGGGCCAUUGCAAAGUCCUGGUUUGGCCCAACUGGCAAUGAUGGCAGAUGAUGAUAAUAUGACUCUGUCAAAUUUGCUACGUUUGCGGACAAAGGCAUGGGGAGGCUCACAGGCAUCUCUAGCGAGCUCCCGCGAGGGUUCCCCUAGUGAUCGUAAUGGCGCCACCAGCCCGUUUGGUCAAGAACGGGACCGCCCCCAUAAUGGCCCUGGCUCAGGUCAUGCGCGCAAGAACUCGGCCUUUUCCAUCUGGAGCAUGGAUUCAGGCGCUGGCAGUGGUCAAGGCAGCCCAACACUGACCAUGGCAAUGGUGGGCGCACCGAACAACCCAAUUUCUCCGCCCAGUGUGCCGCCGAAUAUGGGCCUCAACACGACGACGUCGCCCUUACCUGCACCUUUGUAUAGCCCUCCGCCGCUACCACCGGCAGGUCACACUGGUUUCCCGCCAGUCAUUGAAGAUGAAGAGACCGAAUCUGAACUCGCGCCAAGCCCGGUGAUUUACUCGCAGCCUUCUUCCGCCAUGGAGGCAAUGAGUCCUUCUGUUGGCAAGCCCUCGCAAUCCCGACCCGGCAUGGGGCAUCGUCACAAAGGCAGCUCAGAUAGCAUCUCCUAUCACAAGGAAGAAGACAGUGGCGAGACACGCUGGGUCAUGGAACGGCGGCGCACCGCGGAAUCUGGCGAGAUUGAGAUUUUGGGCCGUCAGGUCGUCGAAGGCGGCAGGAUAUAA
This is a messenger RNA of Pestalotiopsis fici W106-1, 3486 nucleotides long. RefSeq lists its product as uncharacterized. The transcript has a single exon. Bases 1 to 3486 code for a protein of 1161 amino acids. The record is from RefSeq and is a predicted model, not a curated record. NCBI's taxonomy places the organism in Eukaryota, Fungi, Ascomycota, Sordariomycetes, Amphisphaeriales, Sporocadaceae.